Molecule: messenger RNA, 805 nt
Organism: Morus notabilis
Lineage: Eukaryota; Viridiplantae; Streptophyta; Magnoliopsida; Rosales; Moraceae
Product: putative oligosaccharyltransferase complex subunit CG9662
Exons: 1
Coding region: 106-636 (176 amino acids)
Cellular component (GO): oligosaccharyltransferase complex
Source: RefSeq, a predicted model, not a curated record
UCCGAAGUCCUAACUCAAAGACACAUUAAUGUUAGUGGUGCUAGUUCACCCCAGAUCCAUUCACUCGGAUCACAAACCCCGAGAGAGUAUCGAACCAAACUAACAAUGGCUCCGAAACCGGAAACCCAAAAUCCGGCGACGUUCUCCGCCGCUGGCGACUCCUCCUCAUCCUCCUCCGUCGAUCCACUCUUCCAUCUCCUCCGCGUCCUCCCGUUCAGCUUCCUCCGUCCGCCGCGCCUCCGCCUGAAGCUUCCAACCCUAACCCUCCCAUCCCCGAUGACCGUCUUCUCCCUCGUCCUCCUCACCUACUUCAUGGUCGUCUCCGGCAUCGUCUACGACGUCAUCGUCGAGCCUCCCGGCAUCGGCUCCACCCAGGACCGCCUCACCGGCGCCGUCCGUCCCGUCGUCUUCCUCCCCGGCCGCGUCAACGGCCAGUACAUCAUCGAGGGCUUGUCCUCCGGCUUCAUGUUCGUCCUCGGCGGAUUAGGGAUCGUGCUCUUGGACCUCGCCCUCGAUCGCAACCGCGCCAAGAGCGUCAAGGUCUCCUACGCCUCCGCCGGAAUUUCGUCCGUCGUCAUCGCCUAUCUCAUGAGUAUGCUCUUCAUUCGCAUCAAGAUUCCGGCUUAUCUCAGUUGAACUCCAUGUUUUGCUCUACAGCUUUUGUGUUUUUUCGCAUAGUACUUGAUUUUGAUUAUGAAUCGUUGGAGAGUCUCUAAUGUUAUAGCUGAAUUCAGAUAUCUAGGGCUUUGAUUUCUGCGCUGAGAAUUUGUGGAUUAUGAUUAAUGAUAUGAAAGUUUAGUGUGAA